Molecule: messenger RNA, 1500 nt
Organism: Sclerotinia borealis F-4128
Lineage: Eukaryota; Fungi; Ascomycota; Leotiomycetes; Helotiales; Sclerotiniaceae
Source: the annotation of a GenBank genome assembly
AUGAAAUCAAACCUCCUCCAUCUCAUAUUCUUCACAUGCCUGACGACUACUGUCGCAGCUCUUUCAGCCGCAAGUUGGAGAGCCCAGUCCAUCUAUCAAAUUCUCACGGAUCGCUUUGCUCGCACCGAUGGCUCAACCACCGCGCCGUGUAAUGUGAAUGAAUAUUGUGGGGGGACGUGGCGGGGGAUCAUCAAUCAUUUGGAUUAUAUUCAACAGAUGGGAUUUACGGCUAUUUGGAUUUCUCCGAUUGUGCAGAAUAUUGUGGGGGAUAGUGUGGAUGGUUCGAGCUAUCAUGGAUAUUGGGCGCAGAAUAUUUACCAGGUCAAUCCUAAUUUUGGUACAUCUGCGGAUCUCAAAGCAUUAUCGACUGCGCUUCAUGCUAGAGGAAUGUAUCUAAUGGUCGACAUCGUCACAAACCACAUGGGAUAUCUCGGAUGUGGAAAGUGUGUAGAUUAUAGUAUCUACACUCCUUUCAACUCGCAAUCAUACUACCAUCCCUUCUGCAUAAUCGACUAUAGCAACACAACUAGCAUUCAAGUUUGUUGGGAAGGCGACAACAUUGUAUCUCUUCCCGAUCUGAGAACUGAAAAUACUAAUGUUCAAACGAUAUGGAAUACGUGGAUUACAGAACUGGUGGCCAAUUAUUCAAUUGAUGGCUUGAGAGUCGAUAGCGCCCAACAAACUGGUGUGAAUUUCUUUCCGAGCUUUCAAGAUGCUGCCGGCGUCUAUGUCAUUGGAGAAAUCUACAACGGUGAUCCUACUUACGUAUGCCCAUUUCAAAACUACAUGAACGGAGUUCUCAACUAUCCCACAUAUUACUGGAUCACUCAAGCCUUCCAAUCCACAAACGGUAGUAUAUCCAACCUAGUAAAUGGAAUUAAUACCAUGAAAAGUACAUGUUCAGAUACGACACUCCUGGGUUCCUUUCUAGAAAAUCAUGAUGUAGCAAGAUUUCCUUCAUAUACGUCUGAUCUGACGUUAGCGAAGAACGCAAUCGCAUUUACUAUUCUCGCAGACGGUAUUCCCAUCAUCUACCAAGGCCAAGAACACCACCUAGCCAGCUCCUCCGUCCCCUCCAACCGCGAAGCCCUCUGGCUCCUCUCCAGCCCCUACUCCCCCACCACCCCCCCCCUCUCCAUCCACAUCGCCUCCCUCAACCAAAUCCGCAACCAAGCUAUCUACAUCGACCCCACGUAUGUCACCUACAAAGCCUAUCCCAUCUAUAGCAACGCGCAUACAAUCGUUAUGCGCAAGGGGUACGCGGGCAAACAGAUUAUUGGGAUUUUUUCCAACAAGGGGAGUGCGGCGGGGAAUUAUACGGUGGCGUUGACGGGGGCGCAGACGGGGUUUGCGGGAGGGGUACAGGUGGUGGAGGUGCUGGCGUGUGAGACGAUGGUUACGGAUGGAGGUGGGGGGUUGGGGGUUGUGGUUAGGGGGGGUCUGCCGAGGGUUUAUUAUGGGAGGGCGGGGUUGGUGGGGAGUGGGGUUUGUGGGUUGUAG